AUGGGACAGCGGUGGCAGCCGCAGCGCCCCGCCGCCAGCCCCGAGCGCCGCCGCUGCAGGGCAGGGCACGGAGCGCUGCCCGCCGCCCCGCCGCUCCUCCUCCUCGUCCUCCUCCUCCUCGCUGCCGCCCUGUCUGCCGGCCAAGGUGCACCAAUGCCAUCCCAAGCACUUGUAUCAGAUGAGGAUUUGCAGCUGUUGAAAGAGAUAGACGAUGCAUGUUCUGCUUACCUGUCCACAGGUUCUCAGCCUCAGGUGUCCAGUACACUAGAAGAACUUUGUUUUUUGGUCAUGGGAUUUCUCCAGAAAGCACAGGGUUUAGAUGAGAAAGACAACACCAAAAGGUUCUUAUUUCAUUAUUCUAAGACUCAUGACUCGGGCAACUCAGACAUCAUGUCGUCUGUCCUGCAUCCUUUACUGCAACUCGUUCCCCAGCUUAAUGAGAGAAGAAUGAAGAGAUACAAAGUGGACGAAGAACUUCAAGGACCUGGAGUGAUUCAAAGCAGAGGCUACUUUUUCUACAGGCCACGUAAUGGAAGGAGAUCAGUGGAUUUUCGUUAAGGAGGCUUAUAGAUUCCUGACUUAGAACUAAACCUGCAGGAACGCAGAGUACACGGACAUCCUGUUUUCCUUACAGAAAUUAUUUGUUAUUAAUGUACAAUUAGAAA
Ficedula albicollis (Collared flycatcher) is the source of this 665-nucleotide messenger RNA. It is a transcript of the gene NMU, whose product is annotated as neuromedin U. The record is from RefSeq and is a predicted model, not a curated record. Gene Ontology annotation, biological process: regulation of smooth muscle contraction. The coding region runs from base 1 to 558 and encodes 185 amino acids. NCBI's taxonomy places the organism in Eukaryota, Metazoa, Chordata, Aves, Passeriformes, Muscicapidae. The transcript is spliced from 10 exons. Gene Ontology annotation, molecular function: neuromedin U receptor binding.